Kluyveromyces marxianus DMKU3-1042 is the source of this 1566-nucleotide messenger RNA. RefSeq names its product hexadecenal dehydrogenase (gene HFD1). Bases 1 to 1566 code for a protein of 521 amino acids. The record is from RefSeq and is a predicted model, not a curated record. NCBI's taxonomy places the organism in Eukaryota, Fungi, Ascomycota, Saccharomycetes, Saccharomycetales, Saccharomycetaceae. Gene Ontology annotation, cellular component: cytoplasm. Gene Ontology annotation, molecular function: aldehyde dehydrogenase (NAD+) activity. The transcript has a single exon. Gene Ontology annotation, biological process: aldehyde metabolic process.
AUGACUAAGCUCGAGUAUACUCCAUUGGAAGAUAUUCCAGCAAAGAUUGACUCUGCUGUAGAGUUCUACAAGGCCCGCCAGUUAAGGUUAUCUAAGGCAAAAAAUCCCUUGAAACAGGACAUCGCAGAGCGGAAAAGAUGCUUGCAAAGGCUCUAUUGGGCAAUUAAAGACCGUGAGGAGCAGCUGGUAGAAGCUAUGGAACAGGAUUUCCACAGGGCGAGAAGUGAAUCUAUGACUGUGGAACUUAUUCCGUUGUACAACAAUAUUCUUUACAUUAUUGAUAAUCUAGAGAAGAAUAUCAAGCCCAAGAAGAUCAAGAGCAGCGGAAUUGCUUACAGGUUUGGGUCCAUAGUGAUUGAGAAGAUUGCACUUGGGACAGUGUUGGUGAUUAGUCCGUUUAACUUCCCUAUUUUGUUGGCUUUGGAUCCGCUAGCUGGGGCCAUAGCCGGAGGGAAUUCGGUUGUGUUUAAGCCAAGUGAGCUUACUGGCAAUUGCGCUAGGUUGAUGGAAGAAAUAUGCCGUGAGGCUUUUGAACCGGGUCAUGUCGAGACUGUGCAAGGUGGUGUUGAAGAAACUACCGUGUUGUUGGAUUCUGGGAAGUUCGAUAAGAUCUUUUACACCGGGUCUCCUGCUGUUGGUGCGAUAAUAGCGGAGAAAGCAGGGAAGAGCUUGACACCAUGCGUGUUAGAACUUGGUGGUAAAUCUCCUGCGUUUGUGACCGAGAACUUGCCCAAGUCCAAGUGGGAUACUGCCAUUCGCAGAAUCUUCUUCAGUUCGUUUGGCAAUUCGGGCCAGAUUUGCGUCGCUGCCGACUAUAUCCUGUGCCAUGAGUCUAUCUACGAAGAGUUCACCGCUUUAUGCAAGAAAAUAUUGCACGAGUUCUUCCCCAAGAUCACCCCGGAAACCGAAUACACAUACAUGGUUCACAAGAGAGCUAGUGACAGGAUCAAGAAGAUACUAGAUUCUAGUAAAGGUGAGAAAUUUGCAGCCCAGAGCGAUGGGAAUUUGCCUGAAACGUGUAUUCCUCCAACUUUGAUCAUCAAUGCAACAUGGGACGACUCAAGCAUGGAAUCCGAAAACUUUGGUCCUAUUUUGCCCAUUGUUAAAUAUUCUGAUCUUGACCGUGCCAUUGAUCAAGUUUUGCAAAGGCACGACAUGCCUUUGGUGCAGUACGUAUUUUCGGAUUCCAAGAGCGAGGCUGCUCAUAUAACUACCAGGAUCAGAUCAGGAGAUUGUAUUAUUGGCGACACCAUGAUCCACGUAGGUAUCGAGGAGGCACCCUUUGGUGGUAUUCGUUCCUCUGGUUACGGUAACUACCAUGGAACUUACACAUUCAAGACGUUCACUCACGAGAGAACGGUUUUCAAGCAAAGCUACUGGGUGGAUAUCUUGAUCAACAUUAGAUAUCCUCCAUUCGAUAAGUUUAAGACUCGUGUGGCCCAGAUUUCCACGGAAUCCAAACCUAACUUCGACAGAAAUGGUAAUAAGACUUUCAACUACAAGCUCUUCGGGUUCGUUUUGGUUAGUGGAAUCGUCUUAGCAUUCUUGCUGAGAAAAUGGACAUGA